AGCAGCUGACUCCACAGCUUGCAGUGUAAUUAGCAAACAGAGCACCAGUUUACUCACUCUGCACUGCUCUUAUUUUUUCACGUUAGCCUCCUUCCCCCCCGAUGGACGACUGCUAUCAUUCCCGGUUGCUUAUUCUAUAAACACCCGCUGUUUUUGUGAACGAUCGGAAAGGCGCCGGUGCGCCACUUUUCGACAAUUUGAAAGCUCAAGAAGUCGGGCUGACUACUAGAAACCGGAAUACUUGGGAUCAUUUGGAGAGUGGAUCCGUUUACACCGGGAUUCAUGGGUUAUGAAGGAAGAAUGGAGUUCCCAGACCAUAGCCGCCAGUUGCUGCAGUGUCUGAGUCAGCAGCGUCACCAAGGUUUCCUCUGUGACUGCACUGUUCUUGUCGGGGAGGCUCGAUUCAAAGCGCACAGAGCCGUGCUGGCCUCCUGCAGCAUGUACUUCCAUCUCUUCUACAGGGACCAGCUGGACAAAAGGGACGUUGUGCAUCUCAACAGUGACAUUGUGACAGCCCCGGCUUUCAGUCUGCUCCUUGAAUUUAUGUAUGAGGGGAAGUUGGAUUUCAGCUCUCUCCCGGUGGAGGAUGUCCUGGCAGCAGCCAGUUACCUCCACAUGUAUGAUAUAGUGAAAGUGUGCAAAGGCAAGCUUAAAGAUAAGGAACACUCUUCUCCGGAUGAAAAGAUGAGUGAGGGUUUGGGACUUGGCUGUCUGGACAGGGAAAAUUCCUCGGAAGGCGAGCUGCACAGUAAGCAGCUCAUCCGGCGACAGCCCCAGACACAGUCUCAGGGGCUUCUCAGGGCCCCCCUGAAAGAAGAGUUUGACAUGGACAAGAGCGAAGUCAGGCUGGCUGUCACAGAUUGUGAUAGGUCUGCGCGGAGCAGGCAGAAGGCAAAUGGUCACUCUGGCAGGUCCCCGGACCUUGUAGGUGUCAAUUAUUUGUCAGCAGAGGCCGAGCCCUGCGUCCAAACAGCUGGAAAAACAAAAGCUGAUGUCAGUAGUUCCACCGUAUCGCUGUCCCAGAGGUCCCGGGCUUCAGAUGACAUGGACUGUGCACUGGAUUUGUCUUUCAAGCCUCUGUCUAGCAGAGAUCCCUUACACCCCUCCUACGUCUCGGGACAGCUGGCCCUCGACAGCCAGCAGCAGGGCACUGAGCCACUUGUUAAAGACGAACACGACUUGCUGUCAGAGCAGGAGGACAGUGAGCCGAUGAGCCCUGAGAGCCAGCGCUUUGGGAAUAGUGCCAGGAGCUCAGUGGUGACAGGGUUCGCUGCCCUCUUCCCAGGCAACAACGGCUCCACAGCCGCCCUGCUCUCCCAAGAGGAGGACCUGAUGGACGAGGAGGGGGAGGCCUGCAGAGGGAGGGAUGGCGCCCCGGGCAGGGAGGUAGAGGAGAGGAGGGGUCGGCUGCUGGGGGACAGCGAGGAGGAGGAGGAGGACGACUUGGCCUCUUCAGACAUCUCCACCUCCAGCGGGGUACUCCUGCCCCCAGGGGCACAGGUAUGCGUGUGCCCCCUCUGCAGUAAAGUCUUCCCCAGCCCCCAUGUGCUGCAACUGCACCUCAGCUCACACUUCCGCGAGAAGGACGGGGCUCGCUCAAAGUUGUCCCCCGACGGCUCGGUCCCCACCUGCAUGCAGUGCAACAAGACCUUCUCCUGCAUGUACACCCUGAAGCGCCACGAGCGCACACACUCUGGGGAGAAGCCAUACACCUGUGGCCAGUGUGGCAAGAGCUUCCAGUACUCUCAUAACUUGAGUCGGCACGCUGUAGUUCAUACUCGUGAGAAGCCUCACGCUUGUAAGUGGUGCGAACGGCGCUUCACCCAGUCCGGGGACCUCUACCGCCACAUCAGGAAGUUUCACUGUGGCCUUGUCAAGACUCUCGCCAUUGGAUAAAACACCUCUCACCAGUGCCAUGACAUGAGACAGAAUGUCUUUUCCUACACUGAAUACUACUACUACUGAACACUUUCCCCCAAUAGUACACACACAUGUUGGCAGUUUGUUGGAGACUUCUCUUUUUGGAUUCUACCCCAUGUGGCAUUUCUCAAGUUAAAGAUGUAGCAACGUUAAAACUGGAGCUGUUUCCUGUGCUGGACUGUGUCACAGGCAUACAUGAUGGUCAGAGGCAGGCUGUUCAUUCUAAACAUGGGUGCUGUGAAACCCAAGCUGGAUCUGUGUUGAUGAAGGUGAACAAAUGUAGAUGAUGCACUUGUUUGUUUCUGUCUUCUGUCUUGUUUGUGUCAAUCUGUUGAGUUUAUUUGAGGAGUAUAUUUGCUGAUCCCAUGUUCGUAAAUGGGUGAUGGCUAAUGCUAACAUAUGUUAAUACAAUCGUCAGAGUGAGUGAGACUUUUAUUUGUGCACAUGGGAGAUCAGAACCGUCCGUAAGUAGCAAUAUAUGAUUUUUUUUUUUUUUUAACUCCUACAUUAUUAUUAUUAUUAUUAUUAUUAUUAUUAUUAUUAUUAUUAUUAUUAUUUAUUUUGGGGGAUUUGUUUAGUCCUUAACAAGUAUCAUAAGGCAGCAAAACUAAUGAAGUUUGACUACUGGAAGUAUAAUUAUUUUUGUCAUGGAAGUAUUAGUUUUUGUUUGGUUGAAAUGAAGUUGGUGACAGUUUCAUGUUGUUUACAACAAGAGGCAAGCAGACCAUCAUAUCACCAUAUUUGUUCUUUUUGUUUGCCUUGGGGUGAGAUACCAAGUCUUUAGUCUCUAAUGUGAGUGAGCACAUAUCAAUGUCAUGGCCUUCUAAUUUGCUACUUAAAAAGUUGUAUAAUCAGAGGGGGGAAGUUAAAAGCUAAUGCCUGUAACACUGGUGCCUACUGAAAUUCUUAACACUUCACCUCGUGUACUUACUUAAACAAGAAUGAAAUAUAUCACCAAGCCUUCUUCUCAAAUCCACUGCGUUUUUAAGGCCUUUUGCAAGAAUCUGGAUAACACUCCACAUACCAGGUGGUAACAAAGGUAAUUGUCUCCUCUGGAAGGCCAAUUGAUCCACAAGCGUCCUUUAAUUGAAUUAUUUAGAAGAAUGUAAUGAAAGUACAUAAUCAAGCUCAUCAACUUGCCAGUAAAUUACCUUGUUAUUUCCUGGUAUGACAUAAAGGGUACACUGACACGGUGUUAAGGGCAAACCCUCAGCAGGCGGGGAGGGAGACGGGUGGAUAUUCAGUACUUUGUUGUUCAUCAAAGCUGUGCUCCACGUGCCAUUGAGCUGAAUCUACUGACUUUUUUUCUUUCUUUGAAUUAACCUUUUCACAUUAUCAUAUCUUCUUACUGUCUCUGUAUAUGUUACUACUGAUGAAGCUGGAGCCUUUAGUGAUGCUGUCCUUUUUUUUGGAAAGAAUCUUUUGGCAGAAAAAUGGAUUUUCUUCUGUCUGUUCACAUAAAUGUCAUCUGGAUUCUUAGCAGGGGACGUAGCACUACAAGUUCGUGAUAUUUUGUCUAAUCUGUCCUGAGAAGACUUGAUCAGAAUUUAUUUAUUAGUUUGACUUGGUUCAGGGUUUACUGUAGGUGUACUCCUUAUUUUCUAUAAGCUUGAAAGACGCCGCGUCUUGCCUAGCGAUCUUGGUACUCAUUAACUGGUAUUGGGGCUGUCUGUUCAUCUUUUUUUCUCCGUACAAAUCGAGUUACUGUAAUUGUAUUUUAAUAUACCGUGUAGAAAUCUCAAGAUUUGUCACAUGGAACAUAGAGAAGCACUUGUUUUAAGCAUGCAUAUAGUUUCAACACUAUUGUCUAGGCUGCUAUUUCUUACUAUAUGUAUAUUUAAUGUAAAUAUAUAUUCUAUUUAUCAAACUGUUUUUGUUUUUUUCCGUGUUACAACACAUGUCCGUGCUACAGGUAGCGAGAGAGAGUCAGGUGUCUUAUUAAGGCUGCAGUCUCUUAAAAGUGUCACGUCUUCCCCAGGGAGUUUGGUUCCUUCUUCAUAUUCAAGAACAGUUAAUACCGCUCUGACUGCUGUUCUGCCACAGGAAACAGUUGUUCACAAGCAGCAGCCAAACUGAUACGGCAUUAGUUACCUAUAGAAACGAGACAAUACAGGCAUUGUCCUCCCCCCCCUCGCACCACAACCAAAUCCCAGGUAGUUCUCAAGGGAUCAUUGUGUAUUUCUACGCUAGCUGUGUGGAGAAAAGGCAGCGCAAGUCUCUCUUUGCACUUUUCUGUAUUGAAUGGAGCCAUUGGAAUGUGAGAAAUGUAUUUAGCAAAGGGAGACCAAGGACACUGUAAACAGGUGUAUUGUUUGGCGGCAUCAAAGAACAGCCCCCCCCCCCCCCCCCCCUCCUCAUCCCAGCAUGCUGUAGAUAAAUGCUUCAUUGUUCCUCUACAUGGAGGAGAUACCACGGUGAUUUGAUUGCACAUCCAUCAAGAGAAUAUCAGAAUUAUUGGAGUAUUGUUUUCCAAGUGCUAGAUUUAGAAAAAUUGUAGAGACUGAAAGUAAUAUGUCUGGCAACUGUGACGACAGGUCAAAUGUAGGUGCUGACUACCUAUCCAUUUCAAAAUAGCACACCCUAAGGUGUUUUGUUUCGUUUUAUGUUAAUCCCCAAGACUUCUUUCAGGACACAGAAAUGAAUUCACAUGUAAUUUCUCAGCAUUUGCAAUGGUUUUUCAAGAGAGCCCAAGUCGAGGCGAAGCAUUUCUCCCAGAAUUACUGCAAUCUGUUUUCAUUCUACUCCCUGACACGCAGUCAGCAACGGGGGCUUGAAUGAACGAGGCUUGUGUGUGAUUUUAUUUUAUUAUUUUUUUUUUCAAGAAAUGUGAUUUGGCUCCCUGUUAACUUGCACAAACACUCCUGCCGUUCGCACGCCCUGAGAGUUUAAUCACUUAGAACAAUAUGUUUCAGAUACAUAGCUGUUGCGUUAAUAAUGUAUACUUCAAUCAGAACACACAGGAAUGUAGCUUUUGUCACUGUUUCAGUUCUUUUUUUUUUUUCUUAUGUGGUGCAAAUUAAAUUGCUUGAUUCUCUAAUGUACAUGUGUACAGAGGUAGAACAACUAACGAUAUGUGAAGAGUUUUUUCUUUUUAUUGUUUGCAGUCUUUAUUUAUACCUCCAGGAUGAUCACCAAAUGUGCCUUGUAGACACACAAAUAGGUGUUGCAUCUGGAGAAGCCCUUUUUCUAUAUUGUACAUUUUUUGCCCUUGACUGCGGCGGUAAAGUUCACAUCACAGCGACAGAAGCCCACUGAAGUGAUUCACAACUGUUGUUCCUGUUUUUCUAUCAUGUCAAAAAUCAGACAAAUUAAAAUUUUCAAGUCCAUUUAUUUUUGCUGUUUUUGCGAGAUAUUACAUCUGAGAUUUAUUUGACCGUUUCAUUUUUUUUGUUUUAUGUGAAUAAAUCUGUUUUGGACGUGUUAAACUGAAGACAAGCAUUUUUCAUGAUUUGUUUUUUUUUAGUAGCCAAUACUACUGGGAACUAACAGUCUGUUCCUUUAGUUAAUGUCACUGUUGAAUGUGAAACACUGAGAUUUUGAUUGUUGACUUUAAAAAAAGCGCUACUCUUGAUUGAGGGCUCUGUUUGCCUAACUCAUGCUGUAUGAUCUUUAAGUCAAAAAAAAAAAAAAAGAAAAGAAAAAAAAGACUUUACCGAUACUGGAAUUUUCUCCUCUGCAGGUUACAACUGUGAAAUUGUGUAUAAUCAUGAGAAAUAUUUAUUAUUGCAUUUGCUUCUUGUGCAACAUUUGACUGUCUCUGUUUUAAUUUGGUAAAGGAAAAAAAAAAAAAAAAAAAAAACAUGCUUCUAAAUGCUGAAUGAAAAUCUUUUUAAUAGAAUUUGUAGAAAUGCCAUUAGAAUUUAAUAUAAUUUUUUAAUAAGAAAGGUAUAUUUUAUAGUAAUCAAUUGCUUCAGCGUUAGUGGUGUAGAGAUUAGAGGACAAUCUUUAUGCAGAAUUGACAUUGCUUAGAUAUUGAGGCAAUUUACUUUUGAUCUAUAACUGUAUGUGCAUUUUCUUUGUUUGCGCUUUUGGAGUGUGCUUGUGUGCGUGUGCUGUGGAAAUGUGACAAUCUUGAUUUUAGGUCUUUCUUAAGAUUAUGCAUAGAAUUAAAUGGAACAACUUUC
This is a messenger RNA of Cottoperca gobio, 6044 nucleotides long. RefSeq names its product zinc finger and BTB domain containing 42 (gene zbtb42). NCBI's taxonomy places the organism in Eukaryota, Metazoa, Chordata, Actinopteri, Perciformes, Bovichtidae. Gene Ontology annotation, biological process: regulation of transcription by RNA polymerase II. The record is from RefSeq and is a predicted model, not a curated record. Gene Ontology annotation, cellular component: nucleus. Gene Ontology annotation, molecular function: protein binding; DNA-binding transcription factor activity, RNA polymerase II-specific.